Molecule: messenger RNA, 1502 nt
Organism: Phalaenopsis equestris
Lineage: Eukaryota; Viridiplantae; Streptophyta; Magnoliopsida; Asparagales; Orchidaceae
Product: large ribosomal RNA subunit accumulation protein YCED homolog 1, chloroplastic
Exons: 2
Coding region: 110-1102 (330 amino acids)
Source: RefSeq, a predicted model, not a curated record
UUUCCUUAUCCUCUGAACUCUCUGCUCUGCAUAUCGUAAGCAGCACUUCAAUCGAUUCUACGCUUUACAAAUCCCGCAGGGCUGGUUGGACCUCUGUUGCAUUAAAUUCAUGGCUCUCUUCUCGUCUCCUUUCUCUUACCUCCCCUCCUCACCGCAAGACAGCAGCAGAGCCAUCACCAUCCCUCAUUCUUUCAACUCUAAUGCUUUUUUACUCCCCCAGUCUCCAACAAUCUCUACCUCCUCCCAUCUCGCUCCGACGAUCCUGUUUCGUUCCCCGCGAAAUUCCCUCAAUCAGAUACUGACGCUGAGCCUUUCAGCCGCUUCCAUGUCAUCUUCCACUAAGAUCACCGAUUUCGAUGCAGCAGUCGACGAAUUGGAGUUGGAUGAGGAUGACCUAACCGCGUCGCCGUGGGAAGGUGCUGUGGUUUACCGGCGAGAUGCUUCGGUGACCCACGUCGAGUACUCGACCACGCUUGAGCGUUUGGGUCUUGACAAGCUCGCCUCGGGGCUCUCUAGGUCCAAGGCUUCUGCAAUGGGGAUCCGAUUACCGGCCAGGAUGGCGAGGGAGGCGACUCUGGCCAAUGAGACGCCUGUGCUGAUCUCCAUUGACGUUACGAGGCGGAAGCGCAGGUUGAAACUCGAUGGAAUCUUGCGCACGGUUAUUACCCUUCGUUGCAACAGGUGUGCUGAACCAGCCACUGAAAGCAUCUUCUCCAACUUUGCUCUCUUAUUAUUAGAGGAUCCCAUCGAAGAAGAUCAAGACAAAAUUAACAUGGGAGUGCUCUACGGCGAGGACGACAUCAAUCCUGCCACCAGAUUCAACAACGACGAAAUGGAAGAUGAUGAAAAGCUUAUAGAUCAGGAUGAUAAGCUCUACUUCCCUUGCCAAGAAAAAGAAAUAGAUAUUUCUAAACACAUCAGAGACCUGGUGCAUCUUGAGAUUACCAUAAAUGCUAUCUGUGAUGCGAAUUGCAAAGGUCUAUGCCUCAAAUGCGGCGAGAACCUGAACAAGAAGAGUUGUAGUUGCAGCAGCCGGAAGGUUGAGCAAGCCACAGAAUAUGGACCUCUCAGGAAUCUCAGAAAGCAAAUGCAGCAGAGUUAAUACUAUUCUGGAAUAGUUACACACACAUCACUUGAAACAUUGCUAUUUAUAAAACCAGCACCAAUGUGAUUAUUUUGGACUACUGAACCAAUGUAUUCACAUGUGCCACAAUCUAGCCAUUAAAGAUGGGUUAGGGUUUUUUUCGUGAAUUUUGAUAUUCGAGCGGGAAUUUGAAAAAUGGUUGAUAGGGAGCACUAGAUUUGUAAAUAACAAUAUUUCGAGUGUUAUGUAUGUUUAUUUUUUCUUCCAUGCAUUUAUGCAUAAACUUGAGAUUACUGAAGGCAUGCCAUUGUGUUGAUUGGUGUGAAGAGUUUGGUGACUGGAGUAACUGUUCAUUCUUUUUGUAGAAUGACUGUUGUGGAUGUUAGGCAGUAUGGAUUGGAUUUCAACUGUCAGAUUA